AUGAUGCAAAUGCUCGGUUUCCGGGGGGGAGGAUCUUCCUCCUCCAUAGAUAGUAGCCCUACCGGAACAUCGAGUGCUUCGCCUUCCCCUCUCGUUGGCAGUGAGGAGUGCGCCGGACCCGCGAGACCCCUGCGCUUGGUUUAUUGCGAUGAAAAGGGCAAAUUUCAGAUGGACCCGGAGGCAGUCGCUACCCUGCAUCUCGUCAAAGGCCCCAUCGGGGUUGUCUCUGUGUGUGGCAGGGCACGACAGGGCAAGAGCUUCAUUCUCAACCAGGUUCGUCUGGGGUUCCUUCCUCGUUUUCCCGCCAGCGGGAGAAAUGCUUCUUCGUCGUGUUUUUGUACGUCCCUUUGGUCUUUCAUUUAUUAUUUCCGGGGCUUGGUUGCGGUUUCGAUCGACCACAUAUUCUCACCAUAUUUUUUCUCAAUCAGAUAGAUUUUUUUUCUAGUGGGAAGUAGCGUUUUCAUGUUCUUAGAAACGACGGACGCUCUUACUCAUCUUUGUGCUGUUGCGAGCCUUCCAAUGACUUUGAAGGCUACUAUUUUAGUUUCCUCCGGUCUAAAGUAAUCUGAACCCAUCUCCAUGAUUGUUGUAAUGCCGGUAGCAUGAAAGGAGAAGCAUGUGCGACAACUUAGCAAAUAGAACAUUUGCCUUAGUCAUCUUUCAUUCAUCCUCGAAAGCUAGCUUCAUGCAUUGAGAUAUAAUAUGGUUUCUAAUAAAGUUAUGCGAUCACUUCCUCUUCAUGAGUCAUUAGCUCUGUUGAAUAGAGACCUGGGAAGGAGUAACGAGGCGCAUUGAUUACAAAUCAUUAAUUGAAUAAACGGAUGGUCACUUUUUUUAUAUCAAAGGUUUUGGUUGAGAGGUGAAAAAAUCGUGGCAAUAUGUUUUUUCAAUUGAUCGCAUUUUAUAUGAUGUAUGUCUGCACAGCAUAGGAACUUGGUUAUUUGGGGUCUUUCUCAGAGCCUUGCAAAAUUUACAGGAUGGGGUUGACUUGGGGUAGUUGGACAAAUUAAGAUUGUGCUCCAAUGCACUCGAGCUCCCUAGGGUUUCAUUACAAUCUAUGUUUAAUGAGAAGAAGUUUAGUUUUUUCAUGAUUUCUUUCGAACUUUGAGAGUAUUACAGUAAGUUGGCACGAAUUUUGUAUUUUUCUUGUCUCAUGUUUAAGUGAUCCACAUGGUGCCACAAGGUGUGAACAAUUGAGGCAAAUGUUAUAUCUUUCUUUUGCUCUCACCCACAGUUUAGAGGAGUGCUAGCAUGUUAAACGGGUGGGUCGCGAGGAAUAUAUAGGUGAGGUGCUGGAGAUUGAAGCAUUUAUCCAGAGCAGGACACUUUUAUGACACUGCGAAUAUGAGGACUUACUGCACUGAGACGAAUAUAGUUCUCAUUGCAAGGGAACGAAUCAGAUAUUCAUAAACCUGUGGUCUUUUGAUACUGAAAGCCUAGUACCUAAUCAAGAUGAUUGUGCCAUGCAGGAUACCAUAAGAUAUAUUUUUUUUCAACUUCACAAGUUGGGAUGUUCCAUGCCACCUGCUAUCUUUCUGACGUAUUGUAGUUGUCUAGGGUUGGUUGUGUGCAUGGCAAGGAUGUUGUGAAGUCGUAUACUUAGGAUUUAUCUUUGAAAGAAAGCCGGUGAUGGCAUACAAGAGUCAAUUGGGAGGCAAUGAGUAACUUCAUGUGCAUUCUAGGACAUGAUUGAGGAGAAGUUUUGGUUUUACUGGAAGACCUCAACUGGUAAUCUAGUGCGUGCCAUGUUGGCUGUUAAACAUGUGGUUGAGGAAAAUUUAUGGUUCAUGGAACUUUGGGGAAUAUUAUGACAAUUUCAGUGAAGCAAUGAGCUUUUUUUUUCUCUUUUGUAUACGUGGGGGACAUUUGUGCUUUUUUGUUUGUGUAUAGCAUUUUGAGGAUGUCUCAAAUUGGGUUUUGCUGUAGGACACUACAGUUCAUGUAGCUCUGCCUUAUUAAUGAAUUGUGGGACAAACCGAUUUCACGAACGAUCAUGAGAUAGUGGUACAAUGUUCGUGGAAUUAGUGUCUUUACUUUGAUAGUCAUACUUUGGGUUUUAGCUUACAUUCCUUCUUGUGUUGAUUUGUUAUUUAGUUGUGUACAAGUUGGGGUAGUCCAUUAAGUAAUGUGGUCAUUAGUUUAAUUAAUAUAAACAGCUGUUUUUUCAUACUAUUACUUGUCCAUGUGAUUCUCUUGGAUUCUUUUAUCUAAUUAGGACUGAAUGUUGGUGAAUCAUGUAGCUCUUGGGGAGAAGCAGUGGAUUUCAAGUAGCAUCUACCCACCGACCUUGUACUAAGGGCCUCUGGAUGUGGAGUGCACCACUGAAGCGCACAGCUCUUGAUGGAACGGAGUACAGUCUUUUGCUGCUCGACAGUGAAGGGAUUGAUGCCUAUGAUCAGACGGUUUGCUUUUAAACUUUCACUUAUAUUUCUGGUUGAUUACUUGAUGGGAUGAGUCCAUUCUUGUUAAGUUAUUAAUGGUAGGAGGCAUAUGUACGUUAAUUAAUAACUUUCCACGUUAAUGUCUUUUAGUUCACUGUUUUCCCGAGGCAGGUCCUGAUAUAUUUUGGACAAAUUAUUUCCUUUUGAUUAUUUUUCAUAAAGGUAUUGGUGUGAAAAAUGAGUUUAUUGUUGGAGACAAUCUUCAUUUUUUUUUCUGGCGUAGUCUUAGGAAAGUUCUUCAGAAUGGUUUCAUCAUGUACAGUUUAUACAUCUUGUAAGGUAAUUUCCAAUGAAUUUUCCGAACUGAUUCUUGAAUUGUCAAUGGCAACAUGUUGAGUCAAUCUUUGAUACCACCCAUAGAUGUGCAUAAUCUGCAAUUUCGCAGUCGGAUAUUUUAGUCACUUUCGAAUGGGAACAGGAUGUCACUUUAAAAACUUUAUAUUUGAUUAUACCUUUGGGCUUUAGUAUCCGUAGAAUUUAGAUAAAAUUUCCCCUCAAUCUGGAAAGUUGCCUGCUUUUCUAGAAUUUCAGGUUAAGAACCUGACCUGUUGGUUGAUUCUUCUCCAUUAAACAUAGAUUCAAGAUUUCAUAUAUGAUAGUAAUAUAUCAACUGAUUUUUCAGUUACUGUGUCACAUUUCAUUUCCCUCUUUUACCCGUUUCCUCCAACAGAUACAAGAUAUGUUGUGUUAAAAAUUACUUCCGAAAGAGGUGUAAUAUGUGAAAUUUAUGUAGAAGAAGAUAGCAUUUUCUCAAUGUGGCAAUGUAAGGAAUCCUAGGAUUUCUUGGUUGUCAAAAUACAGUGUUGAGUAUAACUGAACGUUACCCUGAUCCUUGUUUGGGAUAUUGUGGGAUUUUAUGUAUUUCACUUUAUCAUCUGAGCAUUUUCUACUCUUUAGUUCAAUAGUAACAUUUAAUAUUUUCAGAACUUCUAUUGCAUCGAACUAAACCACAUGCUCCACCACUUGUGAGGGCCCCCGUCAAUUCCUUUGGAUUCGUCCUCCUAAUCCCAGAACCGAGUAUUAAUGUACUGCUCUCUGUCAAAAGAAUGUGUAUUGUAAAAUGGAGCCUUUUCAAUGUUUUCAUCUCAUGUUCACUUUAUGCCCAUAAUUUCAUUUUGGAACCUCAUGAGCUAAUUGUAAUGGGUAAGAGUGAUUUAUUCGGACAAGUCUAUGGCUGCAAAAAAGCUUGAACUGCAGGGAAAACAUUGCAGUUAAGAAUGAUCAUCUAAUUUAUAAGUACUUGCCAAUACUUGAGUUUGAAGGAUAUUAAUUUUUUUGUUUGUGUUAUUAGAUUUCAAAUGAGAAACGCUGUUAGUACCUUGGGAAGCCUAUCUAGGAUUUGAUUUCCUAGGUGGAAGCCUAUCUAAGCAUUUUGCAUCUGGAUGCAGAUCUGCCCAUGAUCGUGCAUGUCUUGGAUCCAAGGGAACUCCACAUGUCUUGGAUCCAACAUUUAUUGAUAGUGCUGAUCCCUUUUGGACCAAGAGGUUAAUAAGGGACUGAGUUUGAUGCUUUAUCAAUGGCAUCCCAGACAGAUUCUAGAAUAACUAUUGUGCAGGGGGUGUCAACGAUCUGUGAUUAGUAUAACAUUCGUAAAACUACGGAUUUGCUUCGUUUUGCUGAUAUAGUUUUUUGUGCCCUGCGAAAAAUUUAGGAUUAGCUACUAAAAAGAUUGUCUGUUCAAAACUCGUCAACCUCUUGAUUUUCUUGCCUCGAUAAUGCUUUUGAUGAUUCCUUACACAUUUGCUCUGCUUUUCUUUUUACCCAUUACAUUUUCUAAAUUGCGAGUUUUCUCUUUGGGUCAGUACUUUUAUAACUUGCUGACAGAAUUUGUGUUUGGUUUACAGGGGACAUACAGCACCCAGAUAUUCUCUCUUGCUGUUCUGUUGUCAAGCAUGUUUGUUUACAAUCAGGUGGGCAUAGUUCUGCUACGAGUCUGUAACUCGAAUUGUGCUAAUUUAUGCUGGCAUCUUUUAUCUGAAUAAUUUAUUUUUAGUACGAUCACUCUCUAUUGAUUUCUUCUUUCAGAUUCCUCUUUCAUCAUUUUACCAUUUGUCUGUGUCUUUGGUCAUAUUUCACUGAGUUGACUUGUAUUCCCUUUAGAUGGGUGGUAUAGAUGAAGCUGCCCUUGAUCGCCUGUCUCUUGUUACUGAGAUGACGAAGCACAUCCGUGUUAGAGCAUCUAGUGGAAGGUCCACAGCAUCUGAGCUUGGGCAAUUUUCUCCCGUUUUUGUGUGGCUAUUGAGGGUAAUCAUACUUUCUCCUAUUGUGUAGCUAUUUUAGUUUUCCAUGAACCUGACAAUUCUUACAAGCAUUUAGGCAUUUACUUUAAUAUAACCGGGGACUUUUCCUUUGCACUCGUAGGAUUUCUAUUUGGAUUUAGUUGAAGACAACCAAAGACUUACUCCACGUGAUUACUUAGAGUUGGCAUUGAGACCUAUGCACGGUGGAAGGAAAGAUGUCGCUGCAAAGAAUGAGGUAUUAAACUGGAACCAACCAACAUUAUUAUCACAUCUCCAGAUUUAUGUGACAGUGUGUUUUCCACUUUAAUGAUUGUUAUCCAUAUAAUUUAUUUAUUGCAAGUGCUGAUUUUCUUUGUGUUAAAAAUAGAUUCGGGAGUCGAUCCGCGCUCUUUUUCCUGAUAGAGAAUGCUUCACUCUUGUUCGACCUUUGAAUAAUGAAUCUGAUCUCCAACGCCUUCAUCAAAUACCGGUGAGACCUGAACCUAUUGUGCAUACAGAUUUUGGAUCUCAUAUUGUGGAAGAUUUGUUUGUUGUUGAUCUCUCAUCUGAAUUUUAUUAAUCAUUCCCUUUUUAUGCAGUUGGACAAAUUGCGUCCAGAAUUCAGAUCGGGCCUUGAUGCUUUUACCAAGUUUGUGUUUGAGAGGACCCGACCCAAGCAAGUGGGAGCUACUGUGAUGACAGGUCCCGUUCUUGCAGGGAUCACCCAGUCAUUUUUGGAUGCUCUUAAUAAUGGUGCUGUCCCUACUAUAUCUUCCUCGUGGCAGGUUGGUUGUCUACUGUGGUUUUAUGUCUAUAUUUUACAAAUGAGUUCUUGCUACGUGGCAUGAUUAAGAUAGGGAAGAAAAUGUAGUUAGAAACAGUGCCCUUUGAUGGUUGUAUAGACUAUAUAUCAUGUCAAAAUUUCCUGUGGUUUAUUUUCUCUUUAAUUCAUGCUCUUUAUACUAUUUAUAGUAGAAAUAAGAUAAGAUUGCCUUUUCGUUGUCCAUUACUUAGAUGAGAAUCUAUUAAUGAAGCAGAUCACAUUCUGGUUAAUCGUUUUUCCUGUGAUUUUAAGACUGAGGAUGAAUCGUUGAACAUCAUAGGUUUGGGGGGAGAGAGAUCUAUCAGUUCGUAUGGAGACCUGAAAAGUUUGAAGAUCCAACUUUUGUCUUUAGGCGAAAGUUAUAGCGACUUGAAACAAAACAUUACCCAUCCCAAUUGAGAAUUGUGUACCAGGGAUCAAAAUCUUGUUGUCUAACAAAUUUCCGCUAGUCAGAUUGAAUCACACCAAAUUGGCCAAUCAUAUUGUGGAAAACGUGAAGCUAUGCAAGCUGUACAUAUUUUUCCUGUAGAUGCAGCAUCUCCGCAUUUUGUUUUCACCCAUUGUCUGAAUAUUUUUCUGGGGAAUUAUUUAAUUCUCUGGAUACUUCCUCAGCUAUGGCAAUUACUGGGGAAAAUUAUGUUUAGCAAGAUUGCCGAUCGCUGACUGUGAUAAAAGUUAAAAGUGUUUAUUAUUGAGUUGACGGCUAAUCAUCUAUUGCCCUUACUUCCUUGAAUGUUGUAUUAACUAGGGGAUAACUACGGGAAUAUAUGAUAUAGUAUUUCUAAUGCAUGCAGCUCUCUGAUUAAAUAAUUCUUGUUUUGUAGCUUGAACUGAUAUUAGUCAUUAAUUUUAUAGAGACUGGAUAAAAGGUCAAUGUGUGGAUUUUGGUAAUAUUGCAUUAUUAAGGAAACUUAGUUAGAAUUAUGAAUAAAUUUGGGCUUUUCUUUUGUUUCAACAUUGUGCUGUGAUCUUUAAUUUUGCAGAGUGUUGAAGAAGCAGAAUGUCGUAGAGCAUAUGAACUAGCCACCGAUGUCUACAUGUCCUCUUUUGAUCGUACUAAACCACCAGAGGAGGUUAAUUCCUAUACGUUAUUUGAUUUUAGUGGAUCUAGAAAACUUCUUUAUGCUGACCUUUACUUUAAUUUUAGGGUGUGCUAAGAGAAUCACAUGAUGAAGCCUUUCAGAAGGCACUGGCUGCAUUUAAUGCUAAUGCUGUUGGGUCUGGCACAGUACGUCAGAAAUUUGAAAAGCUUUUUCAUAAUUUCUCGAGGAAGGCAUUCGAGGUGAGGUUUUCUUUCUAGUUUCUCCUUUCUCAAAAGUUAUGCGUGCAGAGUUUGAAGGCAUUGGAAGUGAGGUCUUAUUUUGUAUAAAACGUAUAUAUGCUCUUAUAACCGUGCAUAUCAUAUCUUAAUGCAAGUGUGACUUUUCAUGAUCAAUUCCCCAAAAAAAAAAAGAAAAAAAAAGAGGGCUUUUGAGUAUUAGAAUGCUAGAAUCUGGAUGUACACAUUAGUAUUGAGAAAAAUGUCAUUUAAACACUGUUAAUCUGGAUGUGUAUUUUCCAAUAUAUUCUGAUGAUGGGAAGGUUUAUCCAUUGAAGAGACUGUGAAGACAGGUGACACUGAUGUGGUUGUUAAAUUCUUGAAAUGCUUCAUGCAGAUUGACCCAGGAUUCUUAUCUUCUACCCUGGGGGAUCAUAAUUUUUUUGUGAUUCCUUUACGUAGAAAUUCUUAACAUCGUGGAGAAAAUGUUUAAGUAAUUUAAGCCCGGGGAUUGAUUGUACUGGGGAAAUCAUGCAGGAUUACAAGAGGAAUAGCUUUCUGGAAGCCGAUUUGCGAUCUACACAAACAAUCCAGAACAUGGAAAAGAAAUUGCGAGCCGCCUGUCACAUUCCUGAUGCCAAAAUUGAUGAUGUCAUCCAGGUAAGACAAUCCUGUUCUUGUGUCGGACCCAUUUAUUUUCUAGGCUGAUUUUUCUUAACAAUACCUUCCGGAUGUCAUUUAAUUGGACUAUUGUUCCUGGACAUCUUCAAUGGCUUCUAAUUCUCUCUUUUUGUAUGCAUUCUUUAAUGCAUGUGGUAAUCUGACAUAUAUAGACAGUGGUUUGUUCCAAUAAUUUUACAUUCACUUCGGGUGAACUACGAGUUUCAAGUAAUAUCUUUCUUAGGAAGUAAAAUUUUGUAGAGCUUCGACCUGGUAUGGUUGAAUUUCGGUCUAAUACUUGAGAGAAAAGGUUAUUGGUGAAGAGGGCAAUGGAAAUUUCUAUUUGUCCAUUUGAAUUGGUAUAAUAUACUUUAAAGUUUUGUUGUUAUGAUUUAAUUCAUGUUCUACUUUGCUCUGACUUUUAUGAAGGCGUAUGCUUACACUAUUGAGUGUCGUGAUAAAUACUUUGGGGCUAACAUUGUGCUCUCGAAUAUUAUUUGCAGCUUUUGGAGAGCCUUUGCUCAGAGUAUGAGACGGCAUCUCAUGGUCCAGGGAAAUGGCAAAAGCUGGCGAGUUUCUUGCAGCAAUGGUUUGGAACUUCUCCUGCCUAGUUUCCUCUUCUUUUAGCAUGUUCUUAAGCUAGUUCUUGAUAUUUUCCUCUUCUUUACUCGCACAGUUUGAAUGGAUCGAUCCUGGAUCUUUUCAAGAAGCAAAUGGCUCGGAUUGAAUCAGAGAAGAGCGGUCUUGUGUUGAAGCUCCGUUCGAAUGAAGACAAGCUAGCGCUGCUCAGGAAGCAGCUAGAUUCAAAUGAGAAGCACAGGGCUGAGUAUAUGAAACGCUAUGAGGAGGCAAUCAGUGACAAGCGCAAGGUUUCGGAGGACUAUUCAAAUUAUAUAACAAACUUGCAGAGCAAGUGCAGCUCACUGGAGGAGAGAUGCUUGAGCCUUUCAAAGGCCCUGGAUUCGCUGAGGAAUGAAUCGUCCGAUUGGAAAAUAAAGUACGAGCGUAUAUUGUCAGACCAGAAGGCCGAGGAGGAUAAGUACAAGGCUGAAAUUGCUGCGCUCAAGUCCAGAGUCAGCGCUGCUGAUGGUAGGCUGGCUGCUUCUCGAGAGCAAGCGCAGUCUGCUCAUGAAGAAGCACUAGAAUGGAAGAGAAAGUACGAUACUGCUGUUGGAGAGGCAAAAGCGUCUCUGGAGAGGGCUGCAUUGUCACAGGAACGCUCUAAUAAGAAAACACAGGAAAGGGAGGACGCGCUGAGGGCUGAAUUUUUGGCUCAGUUGGGAGAGAAGGUAACAAUUUUUUUGGUUUUUUCUGAUGGGGUUCGUUCUAGUUUGUGAUCUAAAGAAAAUAAAAAUAAAAAUGAUUCACCUUUUUUUGUUCAUAUCGUCCUGUGGUCCUGAAAAUUGUCUUCUAUGAUGAUCGAUAGGAAGAGGAAAUCAAGCACAUGAAGUCAAAGAUUGGUCACGUCGAAAGCCAUUCUUCCGGUCUCAUCUCUCAGUUGAAGGUAUGGUCUAGAUCUUCACCGGUCUUUGCAUUAUGAUUGUACUUGUUACUUGUUUGAAGUACAAUGGUGGUGCUGUCGUUGCAGGUUGCAGAGACAUUGCUGAAGAACUACGAGAUGGAGACUCUGAAACUGAAGGAUGAGAUGAAGUCCAUUGGUGAGAAGCUGGAUUCUGUCAACACAACAGCUCAGUCGUAUGAGAGGGAAGCAAGAAUCCUGGAACAGGAAAAGAAUCAUCUAGAGGAGAAAUACCUGUCCGAGUUCAAGAAAUUCGAGGAAGCCGAGCUGAGAUGCAAGGGAGCCGAAAGGGAAGCCAAGAGAGCAACUGAAUUAGCUGAUAAUGCGCGGGCUGAUGCUGUUGCCGCUCAGAGGGAGAAGAACGACUUUCAGCAGUUGGCCAUGGAGAGGUUGGCUCUGAUUGAGCGAGCCGAAAGGCAGAUUGAAGGUUUAGAGAGAGGUAGAGCAAAACUGGAGGAUGAACUCGCGAUGGUGAGAGCCUCUGAAAUGGAUGCCAUAUCCAAGGUCGCCCUGCUAGAGGAGAGAGUGGAUGAGAGGGAGCGCGAAAUCGAGCAGAUGUUGAGCCAGAACAACGAGCAACGUUCGAACACGGUCCAGGUACUCGAGAGCCUUUUGGCCACCGAGCGAGCUGCUCGAAUGGAAGCUAACAGCCGAGCAGAGGCUCUGUCCUUGCAGCUUCAGACGACCCAGGGCAAAUUGGACGUUCUCCAGCAAGAAUUGACGUCUGUCCGCCUGAACGAAAGUGCCCUAGAUGGCAAACUUCGAACCGCUUCCCAUGGGAAGCGCUCUAGGAUAGAUGAAUGCACUGGUGUGGAAUCUGUGCGAGAUAUGGAUGUCGAUGAAGAGAUCGUCAAGGGUAGAAAAAGAUCAAGGAACACUGCAAGUCCCACGAGGAAUCUACAUUUAGAAGACGGUGGCUCCAGUUUUAGAGGGGAAGAUAUCAGGAACGGUGUUGGGGACCAGGUGAAGGAAUCUGAAGAUCACACCAAGUUCACCGUGCUUAAAUUGAAGCAAGAGCUCACCAAGCAUGGGUUCGGUGCCGAGCUGCUGCAGCUUAAGAACCCUAACAAGAAAGACAUUGCCUCUCUCUACGAGAAACUUGUUCUCAAGAAGUAG
Messenger RNA from Spirodela intermedia, 10036 nucleotides. The record is from the annotation of a GenBank genome assembly. NCBI's taxonomy places the organism in Eukaryota, Viridiplantae, Streptophyta, Magnoliopsida, Alismatales, Araceae.